Molecule: messenger RNA, 461 nt
Organism: Colletes gigas
Lineage: Eukaryota; Metazoa; Arthropoda; Insecta; Hymenoptera; Colletidae
Gene: RpS28b
Product: 40S ribosomal protein S28
Exons: 1
Coding region: 81-278 (65 amino acids)
Biological process (GO): ribosomal small subunit assembly; maturation of SSU-rRNA; translation
Cellular component (GO): cytosolic small ribosomal subunit; ribosome
Molecular function (GO): structural constituent of ribosome
Source: RefSeq, a predicted model, not a curated record
CUGGAUUACGAAGCGAGGAAGGUUCUUUCACUUCCUUGGAACAUCUUUUCGUUGUUGUAUCGAAGCCACGUGAUACCAUCAUGGAUAAACCAGUUGUUUUGGCUCGUGUUAUAAAGGUUUUAGGCCGAACUGGCUCGCAAGGACAAUGUACGCAAGUUAAGGUCGAGUUCCUCGGUGAACAAAAUCGACAAAUUAUCCGGAAUGUAAAAGGACCGGUACGAGAAGGUGAUCUCCUAACCUUACUGGAAUCGGAACGUGAGGCAAGAAGACUUCGGUAAAAGGAUUGAUUUCCGAUAGAUUAAAAACUGUCAGCGGCAACUGAACUCUGACAACACAAUCCAUUCCAUCGAUUAAAAUGGGGAUCACGCAACUGUUCCAAUAAUACAAGUACAUUCGAACCAAAACAUUUUAUGUCAAUGAAGAUGUUUGCGACUUCUGUAAUAAACACUGGCUAAUAUUUU